AUGGCUACUCCGCUUCACAACAACUGGUGUGGUGCUUUAUGGUGUUGUGUGGUGUUGUGUGAUGUUGUGUGGUGUUGUGUGGUGUUGUGUGGUGUUGUAUGGUGUGUUAUGGUGUUGUGUGGUGUUGUGUGGUGUUGUGUGGUGUUGUAUGCUGUGGGGGAGGAGGAGGCGGAGGGAGGGAAGGGGGGGCACAGCGUCCAACGGCUUUAUCACAACACAGCAGUGAAGAGUGUGCAACAGGAGGGAGUUAUCGACAGCUCGGGCAGAGGGAAAAACAUGAGGAAUCCAAUCAAUACUCUUAUCUGCAGCGAGAGCUAA
Messenger RNA from Knipowitschia caucasica, 318 nucleotides. Lineage: Eukaryota; Metazoa; Chordata; Actinopteri; Gobiiformes; Gobiidae. The record is from the annotation of a GenBank genome assembly.